AUCGAGUUUAUUUGUCAUUUAUUUUUGCUACGUCAUCAUCAGGCGACACAUGCGUCGGUGCUGCCCGGGUGAGCUGCUCGUCUCCUGACACGGUCGGCACAUGCUGUUUUCCUCGGAAAUUGAUCCCAGAUGACGGCCUCCACUCGCAGGACGGUGCUGGCACUGUACAUGCGGGUGUUUCGUAUCGCCCGAACGUGGCAGAGUGAAGUUAGAAGUGACACAGAAUCGGAGAGAAAAUACAUACUUCAGGAGGCCCGCACUCUGUUCAGACAGAACCAGCAGCUCCAAGAUCAAGAGUCAGUGACGAGGUGUAUAGAGGAAUGUGAAGCAAGGAUAGAAAUAGGUCUCCAUUACAGGAACCCAUAUCCAAGGGCUACCUACUUGCCACCAAUGGGACUUGCAACUCAGAAGGGCAGGAAGCUGCGAGCGCAACAGCGCCUGAGGAAGCAGGCCAAGCCAAUUUAUUUGCAGUCACAUGACGACACCUGAUGCUUGAUUUCGAAGAUCCUCGCGGGAGUUCAAUUUACCAAGGACAGGAGACAAGGGUGCAGUCACAAGCCGGAGGAUCACAAGCUCUCAUUGAUGCAUGAACACUUGUCAUUCAGGGGAAAAAGCCAUGUUUCGUUGUCUUUUUUUUUUUGUUUUAUUCUGUAGACCUCGUAAACAAGGCUGCGUGGUCAGUGUGCUGUCACCUGUAAUAUAAAUUCAAAUUGUAUAUUUAAUUUAUUUUUUGUGGUAAUAAACACUAUAUUAAAUAGAAGAAUACAGAGAUGUACACUGGUGUUUAAAUGGUUUGUCAACAGAUAUGUUAAAGUACAGUUCCAUAUUCUAGUAAUAAAUGUGAAUAUUUAUAUGACAAAUU
Platichthys flesus (European flounder) is the source of this 862-nucleotide messenger RNA. RefSeq names its product LYR motif containing 1 (gene lyrm1). The record is from RefSeq and is a predicted model, not a curated record. Gene Ontology annotation, cellular component: mitochondrion. Lineage: Eukaryota; Metazoa; Chordata; Actinopteri; Pleuronectiformes; Pleuronectidae. The transcript has 5 exons. The coding region runs from base 130 to 489 and encodes 119 amino acids.